CCCCCCACCCAAACAUCAGCAUGGACUGUAAGGAGGAGAUCAGCGAUACUGACAGCGGCAUCAUCCUGCAGUGUGGCCCGGACAGCCCCUCCUCGCCCCUGAAGGACGUGAGUGGGCGGAGCCAGGCCGCCAGGCUGCGGCAGCAGGCCCUGCAGGACCGCCUGGGGGAGUGCCUGAGGGAGCUGAAGCACCUGUGCAUCCGAGAGGCUGAGCUGACCGGGCAUUUGUCCUCGGACUACCCCCUGUUGCCCGGCGAGAAGCCGCCAGUCAUCCGUCGGCGAGUCGGGACCGCCUUCCGGCUGGAUGAGGAGAGCAUCCUGCAGGGCGGAGAGCACCCGGAACUGGGCCCCCUGGAGGCGGAGCUGGCGCUGCAGCUGCAGAUUUACGAGGCGGCCCGCAGACUGUGCCAUGAGGAACACCUGAGCCGGGCGGUGAGGCGCAGCCGGCUGCAGCAGUGCCAGGGCGCGCAGCGGAAACUGCAGGAGCUGCAGGAGGCCGCCUUCCAGCUCCGGCUCCGCCUGGGGCGCGGCUCGCCCUGCCCGCCCCGCCCGCCCCGCCCCGAUAGGCCCCCGGAUCUGGGCACUUCAGAUAACACCUCCCUGUCAGACUCCGCUCUGCAGGAUGAAGAAGAGGUGCCGAGCCAGGGUUCAGACCGAAGCCUGGAGGCCUCUCCGGUGCCAGACCCCCUCCAACCUGCUCCAGGGUCCCCCCCGCGCCCUCUGCACGCCCCAUGGUACCCCCCCCUACAGGUCCUGGAGGAGCUGACGCCCUGUCACAGCCCCAGCCUGGAUUACGACAAGCCCCCCAUCCAGAACUCUCCGUGGACCGAGUCCAGUCUGGACCAGCCCUACCAGAAACCAAAGAAGAAGAGCCGCUCGGCCUGCAACAGCCACACCAGCAGCCCGAUGGUGACCCCCACGGUCACCCCCACGGUCACCCCCACGGUCACCCCGAUGUCCACCCCCGCGUCGACCCCAGUGGACUCCCCGUUCGGAAGCUCCGCCCACCCGUUGCACUUCACUCCAAUCAAGGGCCUGGAGCUACGCCACGCCCAGUGCCACAGCGCCCCCUGUACCCCGGAGCUGCAGCUACGCCGGCAGCAAUCGCAGUCUUUCAGGCUGCCCAGCAGAGAGCUGUCCCAUGAGUCCGGUCAGCCCCGGGGACGGUCACGGCUGGCGAGGAGACGGAUCGUGGAAUUUGGGGAGGCGCCGGGGGAACGUGGCCCCCUGCAGGUGGGGCCGGGAAGUAUGCUGUACCCGUCCAGCUCGGAGGACAGCUGCUCUGAACACUCGGCUCCCUCCUACGCCAGCUCUCCCUGCUGCGACUUCCCCGUGGAGCUGACCGACCCGCGGCUGCCCCAGUACGGGUACCCCAACGAUGGGCCCCACGGUGGGCCCCGGCCCAACGAUGGGUCCCACAGUGGGCCCCAGCCCUACGAUGGGCCCCACAGCAGAGCCCUUCCCUACGAUGGGCCCAACGAUGGGUCCCACAGUGGGCCCCGGCCCUACGAUGGGCCCCACAGUGGGCCCCGGCCCUACGAUGGGCCCCACAGUGGGCCUCGGCCCUACGAUGGGCCCCACAGUGGGCCCCCGCCCUACGAUGGGCCCCACAGUGGGCCCCGGCCCUACGAUGGGCCCCACAGCAGAGCCCUUGCCUACGAUGGGCCCCACAGCAGAGCCCUUGCCUACGAUGGGCCCCACAGCAGAGCCCUGCCCUACGAUGGGCCCCAUAGUGGGCCCCUGCCCUACGAUGGGCCCCACGGUGGGCCCCUGCCCUAUGAUGGGCCCCACAGCAGAGCCUACACUGGCCCCCAUGGAGGGCCCCUUCCCUACGAUGGGCCCCACAGCAGAGCCUACACUGGCCCCCAUGGAGGGCCCCUCCCCUACGAUGGGCCCCACAGCAGAGCCUACACUGGCCCCCAUGGCGGGCCCCUCCCCUACGAUGGGCCCCACAGCAGAGCCCUCCCGUACGAUAGGCCCCAUGGGGGGCCCGUGACCUACACUGGCACCUUCUACAAGAACCCCAUGCACCAGUCCAGCCCCAGUUUUUACGGGGGGUACAUUGAGGACAACAGGGGGUACCCUCCCGAGAUGGACAUCAGAAGACUGUACUUGGGCCCUCCACCACCCUCCGGCCCCGCUGGCCCCCCGGGCCGAUAUGAGCACUGGUACGAGGAAGCACCCCAACGGCCAAUGCUCAGGGCCCUGCCCCCCCACAUUCGGCUGUCCCGAGCCCCCUCCCUUAGAGAGCACCCCCCUCACCCCCAGGGCAGGGGUCUUCCGUGCGAUCUGGUGUCCGAUGGGCUGAAGUCCUGGCAGCAGCGCGGCCAGCAGGGGGCGCCACCGCGGCCCCGGUCGCUCGACCGUCAGGGCGCGGUCCGCGUGCGGAGCGUCCAGGAGCGGGAAUCGCCCCUCGCCCAUCCCCCCCGGCAACAUCGCCAACCGCAGCAGCAACCGCCGCACAGGUACCAGGAACAGGGCCCCCCCAGGCAGAUCCUCCAGAGAGGGCCCGAUGGAGCCCCGGUGCAGUGGUUCACGCAGGAGGACUCGGAGAUCGCCAGCCAGGUGUAGCUGAGCGCAGGCCGGGCCCCUGGCUGGCGUUUCCCUCGUCCUGGAGGAGCUCGUCUAUUUAUUCGAUUUGCGCCGCUGCUCUCCUGCUGGGGGGGGGUCUUGCCUUAAAUGUGGAUCAUUGGGUUGUGGAGUGGCGGCCCCGUCUCGGGUACACCAAUGUAUGGCCAGCGUGACUGUUAUUCUGUUUUGUUUUGAUUUGUUUUUUACUGUGAAAAAAGAAAAUUCUGAUGUUUUUUUAAACUGAAAAUGAUUAAUGGAAAUUACUAUUGUGAUUUUAUUUUGAAACCAUGUUUUGAUUAUAAAGAGAUUUCAAAUAUUGUACAGAAAAAUAUAUAUAUUUAUAUAUGUAUGUGUGUGGAUUUUUCUGCAAUAUUGAAUAAAGUGGUAAUUCCAAGGCAAUUUA
Molecule: messenger RNA, 2973 nt
Organism: Anguilla anguilla (European eel)
Lineage: Eukaryota; Metazoa; Chordata; Actinopteri; Anguilliformes; Anguillidae
Gene: inavab
Product: innate immunity activator b
Exons: 9
Coding region: 21-2570 (849 amino acids)
Biological process (GO): positive regulation of protein ubiquitination; adherens junction maintenance
Source: RefSeq, a predicted model, not a curated record